AUGUCAUCCUCUGUUCACUUCAAGUUCAAAUCUCAAAAAGAACCCUCAAGGGUGACUUUUGAUGGCACCGGUAUCUCUGUCUUUGAAUUGAAACGCGAAAUUAUCAAUCAGAGUAGACUGGGUGACGGAACUGAUUUCGAGCUGUCCAUCUACAAUGAAGACACCGGAGAAGAGUACGAUGACGAUACCACAAUCAUACCUCGUUCGACAUCUGUUAUAGCACGGAGGCUACCUGCAUCGCGACCUGGCAAAGGCGGUGCUACUCGUUACGUAUCCGGGAAAAUGCCUAUAAAUGCGCGCAACGCUCCUCGUAAUGACCAAGUUUCAUCGAGCCGAACAAUGCCCAACCCGACUAAUACAGUUAGCAACGGUGUCCUAGAACUUAACAAUGCUCAGACCGAAGAAGAGAAGAUCAAUGCGCUUUUUAACUUACAGGCUAAUCAAUGGAAAGAGCAACAGCAAGAGAUGGCUAAUGCUACACCUGUUCCGCUUGGUCGCGGGAGAGGAAAACCAAUAAAUGUCCCCGACCACCCUCCACCUCCUGGAUAUCUUUGCUAUCGUUGCCGUGAAAAAGGUCAUUGGAUCCAAGCAUGCCCAACCAACAAUGAUCCCAAGUUCGAUGGCAAGUACCGAGUGAAACGUUCAACUGGUAUACCUCGUUCUCUGCAAACAAAAGUCGAAAAGCCGGAAUCGCUCACAAUAGAUGGCUCCAAUGAAGAUUUGAAGAAUACAGGCGUUAUGGUUAAUGCUGAUGGUGAUUUUGUCAUCGCUAAACCAGAUAAGGCGGCUUGGGAACUGUACCAAGAAAAAGCUAAGGCUUCGGCGGCGGCAGCAGCCGAAGCUGCAGCCGCAGAAUACAGGAAGGAGUUGCAAGCACGUGGGCUAGAGUGCCCAAUUGACAGACGGAUGUUUUUAGAACCCACAAAAACGCCGUGCUGCCAAAGAACUUACUGCAAUGACUGUAUUACAAAUGCAUUAAUUGAGAGUGAUUUCGUCUGCCCUGGGUGUGGAACAGAAGGUGUCCUGCUGGAUAAUUUGUCUGCAGACGACGACGCUGUCAUCAAGAUUAAGGCUUACGAGACUGAGAAGUUGGAUUCGAAAAAAGAAAAAGAGAAGAAUUCGGCAGCUCAAGAGAAUCAAUCAACCAACAAACCAUAUGCCUUAACAGACGAUUCAAGUAGAAAAACAGAACUAUCGUCACCAGCCUCACCUGGGGCAGGUUUGUCGAAAUAUUCCAAGAAACGGCCUGCAGAGGAUGGUCCUCUUGGCGAAGCCGCCGAAGGAUCAAAUCCGUCUUCCACGCAGAAGAAGCAGAAAGCCGAAGAUAACCCUAAGUCGAUCGAGACUUCGUCUUCACAAGUUAAUGAUGCUUCAUCUGGGUUUCAGUCUCUUCCUUUCGGCCAACAAAUGCCUUUUGGCGGAUUCAAUUUCAUGCAGGCCCAGGGCAUUCCUUCAAUGGCUUUCCCUGAUGCUGCAUUCGCUGGAGAAGGGACGGGAUUUAUGAACUCGGCUGGCCUAGCUUCAUCCGAUGCUUUCACUAACAAUAUAAGCCAAACUUGGAAUCCUAUGGGCGGUAUGAAUUUCAAUGCGCUGUCAAGUGGUUUAUAUGGUGAUGGCACAAACGGUGCAGUCAAUUCUGGGUACGGCGCUACGAAUAUGUUCAAUGGGAUGGGUGACUCUCCAAUGAACAUGUUUCCCAUAGCUCAUAUGGCUGGGAGUAUGCAGCAGAGCUUAGGUUUCCCCCAGGGACCAAGUAUGGGUCAUUUCUCAAACCAGCAGCGGACUACAUUCAGCACUCCGUAUGCCCGCGAAGAAGAUACGGCGUACUUCCGCCAGCCGGUUAAUCCACAACGACAUCAGGCAAGAUAUAGGAGGAUAAGGCCGAGUGAUUAUCGAGAGCUUUAA
Aspergillus bombycis is the source of this 1905-nucleotide messenger RNA. RefSeq names its product cleavage polyadenylation factor subunit MPE1. Gene Ontology annotation, molecular function: nucleic acid binding; zinc ion binding; ubiquitin protein ligase activity. The record is from RefSeq and is a predicted model, not a curated record. The coding region runs from base 1 to 1905 and encodes 634 amino acids. Gene Ontology annotation, biological process: ubiquitin-dependent protein catabolic process; mRNA processing; protein ubiquitination. The transcript is spliced from 4 exons. NCBI's taxonomy places the organism in Eukaryota, Fungi, Ascomycota, Eurotiomycetes, Eurotiales, Aspergillaceae. Gene Ontology annotation, cellular component: nucleus.